CGAAGCACAAAUGGCAGCAGCUAACGCUCUGCAAAUAAGCCCAUUCUCUUCUCCAAUACCCAACACAAACUCUCCUCUCUUUCCCAUACCCCUGUGCACCUCUCUCAGAGAGCUCAAGCAAAUCCAAGCUCUCACCAUCAAAACCCACCUCCAGAAUGACACCGCUGUCCUCUCCAAGCUCAUCAGUUUCUGUACUCUUAAUCCCAGUGGGGCCUCCAUGGACCACGCCCAAAACCUGUUCGAUCAAAUUCCCCAACCUGACAUUGUGGUCUUCAACUACAUGGGCCGCGGCUACGCCCGCUCCGAUACCCCUCUUCGAGCCAUUGUUCUCUUUGCUGAUAUUCUAUGCUCUGGCGUCGCCCCUGAUGACUAUACCUUCCCGUCCCUCCUCAAGGCGUGCGCAGGCUCUAAGGCUUUGCAAGAAGGUAAACAAUUGCAUUGCCUUGCUAUCAAACUUGGGUUCAACCAAAAUGUAUAUGUAUGCCCUACAUUGAUAAAUAUGUAUACCGAAUGCAAUGAUGUGGAUGCAGCUCGCCGUGUUUUUGAUAAGAUAACAGAGCCUUGUGUUGUAUCUUAUAAUGCAAUAAUCACGGGUUAUGCUCGAAGUAGUCGGCCCAAUGAGGCAUUGUCAUUGUUCCGAGAAUUGCAAGCAAGCAAUCUCAAGCCUUCUGAUGUAACUAUGCUUAGUGUUCUUUCAUCUUGUGCUUUGUUAGGAGCAUUAGACUUGGGGAGGUGGAUACAUGAGUAUGUUAAGAAGAACGGUUUUGAUAAAUAUGUAAAGGUAAACACUGCACUUAUAGAUAUGUAUGCAAAGUGUGGAAGCCUGGAUGAUGCAGUGUCUGUCUUUGAGAACAUGUCUGUUAGAGAUACACAGGUCUGGUCAGCAAUAAUUAUGGCAUAUGCAACUCAUGGGCAUGGUUCAAAAUCCAUAUUAAUGUUUGAAGAAAUGAAGAAGGCGAGAGUGCAACCUGAUGAGAUUACAUUUUUGGGUCUUUUAUAUGCUUGCAGCCACAAUGGCUUAGUAGACGAAGGUUGUGGGUAUUUCUACAGUAUGAUUGACAAGUAUGGGAUUAUUCCUGGGAACAAGCACUAUGGAUGUAUGGUGGAUUUGUUAGGUCGAGCUGGGCGCUUAGAUGAGGCUUAUAAGUUCAUAGAUCAAAUGCCAAUCAAGCCCACUCCCAUACUUUGGCGAACCUUGUUAUCUGCUUGUAGCAGCCAUGGCAAUGUAGAAUUGGCGAAGCAAGUGAUUGAACGAAUUUUUGAACUGGAUGACUCUCAUGGUGGCGACUAUGUGAUCCUAUCAAACUUGUGUGCAAGGGCUGGGAGAUGGGAAGAUGUGAAUUGUUUGAGGAAAUGGAUGAAAGAUAAAGGGGUGGCAAAGGUGCCUGGGUGUAGCUCAGUGGAGGUGAACAAUGUAGUGCAUGAAUUCUUCGCUGGGGAGGGGGUUCAAUUUGUAUCUACAGAUUUGCUCCGAGCACUUGAUGAGUUAGUCAAGGAAUUGAAGUUGGUUGGGUACAUUCCUGAUACUUCUUUAGUCUUUCAUGCAGACAUGGAAGAUAAAGACAAAGAAAUUACUCUAAGAUAUCAUAGUGAGAAAUUGGCUAUUACUUUUGGGCUCCUAAACACUCCCCCUGGUACAACAAUUCGGGUGGUGAAGAACCUACGAGUAUGUGGGGAUUGCCAUUCUGCUGCUAAACUUAUAUCAUUGAUCUUUGAUAGGCAGAUAAUACUUAGAGAUGUCCAACGAUUCCAUCAUUUCAAGGAUGGGAAGUGCUCUUGUGGGGAUUACUGGUAGUAGAAUUUGCUGUUAGCAGCAAACAAGAUCAAUUUCAUGUUCGAGCUUGUAGAUAUCAGCUUGGGAUCAUUAUUGGUUUGUUUCGGCUACUGAUGUACUUUGAGAUCCAUCAAUUCGAAAAGGUCCACUAUUGUCCAAGUCAUACUAUGCUAGCUGAUGGCGCAAUUUUUCUACCAUUGCAAUGCAGACAACCUUACAUAGAGGAGGCUGCACAUCCACCUGUUCCAAAUAGCCUGGGGUGCCGAACGGGUACCUAUCCCACUUACAAAAUAAACAGUUAGCUUAAAGAUUUUCACGAGAAAUAACAUCCUUGAACUGGGAAGUAUUUAUUUUGUCAUCCCAAAACAAGUUAUGUAUCAAAUUCUUCAAAUACAGAAGAAAAAAUGAUAUCUGGUGAUUUGUUGGUCUUGAGUAAUGCUACAAGCCCUUCUUGUGUCACUCAAAAAAUGAUGUGGUUCUUAAAAUCAUCAUUGGGCUUAUAAUUGAUCAUUAUUUGAUUUUAAUCAAAUGAUAAUUUUAAGAGGCACAUCAUUCUUGGAGAGAUACAAGAGGGACUUAUAGAAUUACUCGUUGGUCUCUCCAUGAUAAGGUAAUAACAUGGGCGUCCCCUCAACCUCACCAAGUUCUACCAUCCUUCGGCUAAUAUAUAGCUAUGAGGUUGAGAGGGGAUUUUUCCUUGGGUUGUUCAGUUAAGUGUUGUUUGGUUGAGCUUUGGCCGAACGGUGAUAGGAGAAUAAAGAAAGAAUAUUUAAAUGGUAUAGAAGAAAGAUUAAGGAAAACUAUCAUACAAUAUGUACGAUAUAUGUUAUGUAUUGCAAUUGCGUAUUAAGUUUCACCAGUCUGAGACAUUCUAAUU
Messenger RNA from Corylus avellana, 2651 nucleotides. RefSeq names its product Pentatricopeptide repeat (PPR) superfamily protein (gene OTP85). Gene Ontology annotation, molecular function: zinc ion binding; protein binding; RNA binding. Lineage: Eukaryota; Viridiplantae; Streptophyta; Magnoliopsida; Fagales; Betulaceae. The record is from RefSeq and is a predicted model, not a curated record. Gene Ontology annotation, biological process: RNA modification.